Phytomonas sp. EM1 is the source of this 273-nucleotide messenger RNA. The record is from the annotation of a GenBank genome assembly. Lineage: Eukaryota; Euglenozoa; Kinetoplastea; Trypanosomatida; Trypanosomatidae.
AUGUGUACUUACCGCCGAUUGAUCUGUUUUCUAUGGCCACGGAUUGGCAUAGUUGCUCACGCACGAGGAGCGAAACUCCCAUUGUAUUGCAGUUCACAGCUAGGGCUCGGGGAAAGACUACCGGGUGUUUCCCACGAAAAUGCUUUCAUUGUUGGUGCGCGGAUCGGCCACAGUGUUCUCAAUAUCAAAACUAUCGUCCCAUGCCGUUCUAAUGAUUACCACUCUCAGAUUGUUGAGGAGGCUUCUCAAAUCAUGGGGCAUGGUCCAAACUAG